Molecule: messenger RNA, 1233 nt
Organism: Plasmodium vivax (malaria parasite P. vivax)
Lineage: Eukaryota; Apicomplexa; Aconoidasida; Haemosporida; Plasmodiidae
Product: glycogen synthase kinase, putative
Exons: 6
Coding region: 1-1233 (410 amino acids)
Biological process (GO): protein phosphorylation; signal transduction
Cellular component (GO): cytoplasm
Molecular function (GO): protein serine/threonine kinase activity; ATP binding
Source: RefSeq, a predicted model, not a curated record
AUGAGCAAAAGCGAAAGUUGCAACCACCUGGGGGGUGAAGAAAAUCAAAAAAUGGUAGAAAGCGAAAUCAACCGGUCGUCAAGCAGAACCUAUAAAUUAGGCAACAUAGUUGGCAAUGGAAGCUUCGGAGUGGUUUACGAAGCCAUCUGUCUGGAUACCUCGGAGAAGGUGGCAAUCAAGAAGGUCCUCCAAGACCCACAAUACAAAAACAGAGAGCUCAUAAUCAUGCAGAGCCUAAGUCAUGUAAACAUUAUCUUCCUAAAGGACUACUAUUACACCGAGUGUUUAAAAAAAAAUGAAAAAAAUAUUUUUCUAAACGUCGUGAUGGAGUUUAUCCCUCAGACGGUUCAUAAAUUUAUGAAGCACUAUGCCAGGAACAACCACUCGUUGCCUCUCCUUUUGGUGAAGCUUUACUCCUAUCAACUCUGCAGGGCACUAGCGUAUCUGCACUCCAAGUAUAUUUGCCACCGGGAUUUGAAGCCCCAGAACCUGCUGAUUGAGCCCAACACGCACACGCUGAAGCUGUGCGACUUUGGGAGCGCCAAGAAUUUGCUGACUGGCCAGCGCAGCGUCUCUUACAUAUGCUCCAGGUUUUACCGGGCCCCGGAGCUCAUGCUGGGCUCCACCAACUACACCACGCACAUUGACCUGUGGUCCCUCGGCUGCAUAAUCGCCGAGAUGAUCCUGGGCUACCCCCUCUUCUCCGGCCAAUCGAGCGUCGACCAGCUGGUGCGCAUCAUCCAGGUCUUAGGCACGCCGACGGAGGAGCAAAUGAAAGUCAUGAACCCCAACUACGCGGAUGUGAAGUUCCCGGAUGUGAAGCCGAAGGAUUUGAAGAAGGUCUUUCCGAAGGGCACCCCCGAAGACGCCAUCAACUUCGUUUCUAGGUUCCUCAAAUACGAGCCACUGAAGCGGCUGAGCCCAAUCGAGGUACUGUCGAGCGCCCUGGCGGAUCCCUUCUUCGAUGACCUGCGGGACCCCUGCCUCAAGCUGCCCAAGUACGUCGAGAAGCUGCCCGAGCUGUUUAACUUCACGGAGGAGGAAAUCAAAGGAAUGUCCGAAGCCUGCAGGCGGAAGCUGACGUCCAAAAAGAGCUACGAGGCGUAUGAGCAGUUCCUGCUGAGCAAGCCGAGCGACGGCUCCAGCGUGGCUGACGGCUUGGGCAAGGAGUUCGGCGAGGCCGGCAUGGAGACCAAGACCAGUCAGACCAGCCGCGCGGUCAACCUCGCCUGA